CAGCAGCAAGUGCGGUGCAGUCGACCUGAGAGGAGCGGACGCUGCUCCGCCGCCGUCUCGAGGAAACGCCGCACAAAUGAGGGGACCGUCGCGGAUAACUACCACACAUCCCUCCGCUUGACUAGCUAGUUUGCUGCAUACCAAACGGACACGUCCACCCCUCUUUUUUAUUUCCCCUUCUCGCCGGGAUCACGACGCCGCUGUGUGUCUUUCAAUCGGAGGAUCUUGCCUGUUUUUUUUUUUUUUUUACAUUUUAAAAUUUAAUUAAAUUUUUUUUUUUUUUUUACAUUUCUUCCCACCACCCACCCCAAAAAAAACCUUUCUACCGGGAGGCUGAAUGGAAGCCGAGGGAGCGGUCGGGCUGUCGGAGGCCGGGGACGGGAGCCCGCUAUCCGGGGCCGCAGCAUCCGAUGAUGAUGGGGACACGGUCGUCGGAGUUAGCUACGGGAUGGACGCCGCAGACAUGGAUGCUGCUGCAAGGAAAGCCUUCAUCACAGAGAUGCCCUCAUCCUCAGGCCAGCCCGGCCAGGGAAAGAAGAUGGGCCACAGAGGGGUGGAUGCAUCGGGGGAAACCACUUACAAGAAGACCACAUCCUCAGCCUUGAAAGGUGCCAUCCAGCUGGGCAUCGGUUACACGGUGGGCAACCUGAGCUCCAAGCCGGAGAGAGAUGUGUUGAUGCAGGACUUCUAUGUGGUGGAGAGCAUCUUUUUCCCCAGUGAAGGCAGCAACCUCACACCAGCUCACCAUUUCCCGGACUUCCGCUUUAAAACCUACGCUCCCGUGGCCUUCCGCUACUUCAGAGAACUGUUUGGCAUCAGGCCGGACGACUACCUGUACUCCCUCUGCAACGAGCCUCUGAUCGAGCUGUCCAAUCCCGGAGCGAGUGGCUCCGUCUUCUACCUCACGAGGGACGAUGAGUUCAUCAUCAAGACCGUGAUGCACAAGGAGGCCGAAUUCUUACAGAAGCUGCUGCCCGGAUACUACAUGAACCUGAACCAGAACCCUCGCACUCUGCUGCCCAAGUUUUUCGGCCUCUACUGCGUCCAGUCGGGCGGGAAGAACAUCCGCGUGGUGGUGAUGAACAACGUCCUCCCCCGCGUGGUGCGCAUGCACCUCAAAUACGACCUGAAGGGCUCCACCUACAAGAGGCGAGCGUCCAAGAAGGAGAGGGAGAAGGCCAGGCCCACGUUCAAGGACCUGGACUUCAUGCAAAACCUGCAGGAAGGACUGAUGCUGGACCAGGACACGUACAGCGCGCUGGUCAAGACCCUGCAGAGGGACUGCCUGGUGCUGGAGAGCUUCAAGAUCAUGGACUACAGUCUGCUGCUCGGGGUUCACAACAUGGACCAGGCCGAGCGGGAGAGGCAGCUGGAGGGCUCCCAGGGCGACAGCGACGAGAAGAGGCCCGUGGCCCAGCAGAAGGCCCUGUACUCCACCGCCAUGGAGUCCAUCCAGGGGGGGGCCGCCUGCGGGGGGUCCAUCGACACCGACGACACGAUGGGCGGCAUCCCCGCGGUGAACGGGAAAGGGGAGCGACUUCUUCUCUACGUCGGCCUCAUCGACAUCCUGCAGUCCUACAGGCUAAUCAAGAAACUGGAGCACACGUGGAAAGCUCUGGUUCAUGACGGGGACACCGUGUCGGUCCACCGGCCGGGCUUCUACGCCGACAGGUUCUUCAAGUUCAUGAGCAGCAUGGUUUUCAAGAAGAGCUCCUCUCUGAAGUCGUCUCCAUCCAAGAAGGGCCGCGUGUCGUUGUCGGUGCCGAAGUCCGCCGGCCCCGGCGCAGCCUGGUCAGCCAGCCAGCUGCCGUCCGAGAGAGACGAGAACAUCUACGACCUGAGGGGAGCUCGCAGCUUCCCCACGCUGGAGGACGAGGGGCGACCAGAUCUCCUCCCCUGCACUCCUCCAUCGUUUGAAGAGGCCACCACGGCGUCGAUUGCCACCACCCUCUCUUCCACCACCUCUCUCUCCAUCCCCGAGAGAUCCCCCUCCGACACCGCUGAGCACCCCCGCUACAGGAGGCACACCCAGUCUCUCACCCACGACGGAAGGACUCAGGAGGAGCUGCGUGUGCGUGAGGAGGACCAGCAGACCAUCAGGGUGGAGGUGGAGCUGAAGAGACACGACAGUGAGCCCUCCAUCUCCGUUCCACAGCCUUCACCCGAAAACAGUGAAGUUCAGGAAGGAGCCGGCUCUUCGUCCGCACCUGAAGCAGCAGCAGCGGCGGCCUCCUCCUCAUCCUCGCCUGCCCCUCCCCCCCCCCCCUCCUCCUCUUCCUCCUCCGGGGCAGCCAAUGAAGCCCCGUCCAGUCCCAAGGUGGUGGUGGUGGUGGAGGCGGACGGGGCCAGCCGGGUGUCCGGCUCCGGCUGCACCAGCCAGGCUUCAGUCGACGAUGAAGACGACGUGCCAAUCACCGAUAUCUACUUUUAAACCCUGAUCUCUGGCUGAGAGGCGUGAACGUCUCAGGGGAGAAGAAGAAGACGACGACUCAUCGGUCUGACGUCCAGACCUCAGCGACAGGACCUCCUGACUGAAGGAUUUGAAACAUACAGAAACUGAACACUGAUAUAUGGGGGGGGGGGGGGGGGCAUGUGUUACCAGAGAUGGAGAAAAAAAAAGAAGAAAAUAAAUCCUGACAGUGAUGACCGUCACUGAUUUCCAAAAACCAUCCCUGCCUUUCACCCCUCGACAAAAAUGAAAAUUAUAUCGAUUUAAUAAUAAUGUGCGUGUGUGACAUACAGUAGUGCGUAUACGGCUGUAGUCUUUAUGUGUUCGACAUACGUGGAAAGACUGUUUAUAAAACAUACCGCGCCUUUGAAAAGUACUCCGUUUUAUUAAAUCCCUCUUUUGAUUCAAUGUUACGAGACGAUAAAAUGGGGGAGAAAACUUUUCAUAGGCACUGUUCAGCAUGUUUCCGGUUCACGCGGGCAGCGCGCUCUAAAAGGCUCUUAACGAACGGGCUCUAAUGGGCUCUAACAAGGUCUACAGACUCUUACAGGCUCUAAUGGGCUCUAACAAGGUCUACAGACUCUUACAGGCUCUAAUGGGCUCUAACGGGCACUAAUAGGCUCUAACAAGGUCUACAGACUGUUACAGGCUCUACAGACUAACGGGCUCUAACAAGGUCUACAGACUCUUACAGGCUCUAACGGGCUCUAAUGGGCUCUAACAAGGUCUACAGACUCUUACAGGCUCUAAUGGGCUCUAACGGGCACUAAUAGGCUCUAACAAGGUCUACAGGCUCUAACGGGCUCUAAUAGGCUCUACAGACUAACGGGCUCUAACAAGGUCUACAGACUCUUACAGGCUCUACAGACUCUCACAAGCUCUAACAGGCUGUAACUGGCUCUAGCAGACUCUAAUAGAGCCCUUUAGAGUCUGUAGAGCCUAACAGACUCUUAACGGGCUCUACAGACUCUAACAGGUUCUACAGACUCUAACGGGCUCUAUAGUCCAGCCCACUGGAGUUUGCAGGUCCUGAACUCGUUUCAAGUCAGAAGAGACUUCAUCUAAGAGUGAAAUGAACUUAUUGCCGUGAGUGUUUUAGAGUCUUUUGGCGAUCAGACCAGGCCGGUAGAUUAAUGGUGAAGGUGUGAAGAUGAAGAUGAGGAGCGGAGGAGGCUGUGGAUGCUGAAAGGAACCCGGGAUGUGAUGAGAACUGGAGUUAUCUUUGGGUCGAUGUCCCAAAUAUGUCUUCUGAGAGCAUCCAGGUGUCGAUUUCAGUGUGCCGAGUGUUGGAGGGCUCUGCUCGCGCUCAUAGAACUAGAGUCGCAACAAUAACCAUCGAUCGGCCGGUCAAAACGGAACGUUUCCAGUAGUGAAAUAUAUGCAGUUUAGUUUCUAGAGGAAAGAAUUAAAACGCCUCAUUUCCUUCAGUCAGUAUCUACAGUUGUAUUCAUAGUGUAAUCAUUUAUUAUUUAUAGAAAACUUUCUUCUUUUGCACGUUUUUUGUAAUUUUUCUGAGCUUAUAUUUUACUACCGCAAGCUUUUAUUUAUUCGUCCGUUUGUAUUUUAUUCAACAUUUUUUCACUGUUUUCUGGUACUUUUUCACUCUGAAAUGCUUCAAUGUUUU
Cyclopterus lumpus (lumpfish) is the source of this 4073-nucleotide messenger RNA. It is a transcript of the gene pip5k1ca, whose product is annotated as phosphatidylinositol-4-phosphate 5-kinase, type I, gamma a. The record is from RefSeq and is a predicted model, not a curated record. The transcript has 17 exons. Gene Ontology annotation, biological process: phosphatidylinositol metabolic process. Lineage: Eukaryota; Metazoa; Chordata; Actinopteri; Perciformes; Cyclopteridae. The coding region runs from base 338 to 2431 and encodes 697 amino acids. Gene Ontology annotation, molecular function: phosphatidylinositol kinase activity.